Annulohypoxylon maeteangense is the source of this 1617-nucleotide messenger RNA. RefSeq lists its product as uncharacterized. Bases 71 to 1555 code for a protein of 494 amino acids. The record is from RefSeq and is a predicted model, not a curated record. NCBI's taxonomy places the organism in Eukaryota, Fungi, Ascomycota, Sordariomycetes, Xylariales, Hypoxylaceae. The transcript is spliced from 8 exons.
CAUACAAAUACUAUAUCAAGGAACCACAUCAUAUUAAUCACGAGGAUCGUCGCAAGACGAUAAACUUCAAAUGAUGACGCCAAUGAAGCCAGAGGCUCUCUGGAAUUGCGAUCCAAAAUCUAUCCAUAGGCAAUUGUUGAAUAAGACGCCUAAGCUCUUUGCCGAAGCCGACAAUGUGGAGAUUUGGAAAACACCGAAAGCUGUCAUCGUUCCUGGAGUGGACUAUAAAGUCGAGCAGCGUAAACUUGAUGAUCAAGAUAUGAAAUCGCUCUGGGAACAUAAUCGACAGUUUCGCGAUGUUCUCUAUAUCAUCGAACAAGGCAACUUGUGGAACCGACUUCUAAUCACGAAAGAGACAUGGACCAACCUCAUAACGAAACAUAAUGUCUUCCCCUAUUUUACCGAAUCCAUCCUCAACUUUGGCCCAUGGGAAAAAGACGAUGACAGCACCUCGAAUAACUUCCAUUCGCGGGAUCCAUUGAACGGAAGCGGUGAUAUUGAAAUAUGUUACACCAUCAGCUAUCUCAAUCGGGACGACGCGGCGGACGGAACCGACGAUUCGUGGUCCUUCAGACAAACCUCUGUGUAUAAUCGGAUGCAUUCUCGAAGUUUUUCAUCCGUCUGGAUAUUAGUUAAGCCCUCUCCAAACCUCAAGGCUCGUUUGCCAGAAAAGCUCAACGAAUUUUGGUACGAUGAUGAGUUUCGGUACUCCCGUCAUCCAUUGAUCCACGUCAUGAUACUCUUCAUUUCCCUUUACGGUUGGCGCGAUUACAUAGUAACUCUGAAUUCGAAAAUGGAACAAUUUGAAGGCAAAUCCUUCUUCUCGGAUACGGAUGUUGUCACCCACAACGACUAUAAACAGAGCUUUGAAGAUUUGCAGAAGCUUCAACGACUUCGGCGAGACUUGUCGAAGGCCGCAUUUAUCCUAGAUGAUACUGCGGAACUCAGCCGGAGAAUCCGCGGAAUACUCCCAAAGAUGACUCUCCGGAUGAGACCAGAAAUUAUGGUAGCCAUUUUUGAAGAAUUGGAUGAUUUCGACGUAGAAAUAAGAUACAUGAAAAGCUGCAUCAUGGGACUUAGGGAGCGCACAUCCGAUGCAACUAAAUUAUUCUCAAGCAUAUUAGACCAUCUCAGUGGAAAGUUAAGUCUGAGAAAUGCUCUUGCGAGCGAGGCAUCUCAAUCAACAAGCGCUCAGUCUCUAAGUGUCAUGACCGCGAUGGCGGUAAACGGCCAAUUAGGGCACGAACUUCAAAGGGAAACCUCAAGCAACAUUCGCACUCUGACACUAGUUGCAUCUCUAUACUUCCCGGCAUCUUUGUUAGUAUGGAUAUUUAGUUCGAAUUUUACCGACUUCAAAUCUGGAACAACUAUCGACCUUAAACCUUUCUGGAGGUUCACAUUCAUACUAGUUCCAGCCGUUGUGGUGAUCUUAUCCAUCGUGUUCGUUGUCCAAAGUGUGUUAAGGUAUGAGGAGAGGGAUAUAUCCACAAGGAAAAGGAGGUGGGGAAAGGGAUGGCAGGAUUGGGCCAAUACGGUCUGUCUAUCUAAGGCUUGAGCCUUGAGGUCUGGUUUCAUUAAGCAUCAUUAACAAAGUGCGAUGUUUGAGUUUUUGUGUGG